Molecule: messenger RNA, 1067 nt
Organism: Condylostylus longicornis
Lineage: Eukaryota; Metazoa; Arthropoda; Insecta; Diptera; Dolichopodidae
Gene: Coa7
Product: cytochrome c oxidase assembly factor 7 homolog
Exons: 3
Coding region: 140-952 (270 amino acids)
Cellular component (GO): mitochondrial intermembrane space
Molecular function (GO): protein binding
Source: RefSeq, a predicted model, not a curated record
CAGUAAAGAGAUGUGAUGUAUUAAAAAAAAAAAUUAUUGAUAAAUUAAAGUUUUGAUUUCGACAACUUACUUACUUAUUUUCAUAAUAUAUUUGACUUAUUGACUGCAUUAAUUUUAUUUAAUAUAAUAACCUAAGAAAAUGUCGUAUGAUUUAAAAAAAGAAUCUGACGUUAAAGAAUAUUUGGAAAAAUUAGGUAUCGAGUACAGAUUUGGUUGCUAUUCAGAAAAGAAACCAGAAGUGUGUCAUCUUUUAGGAGAUUAUUUAGAAGGAAUAAAAAAGGAUUUUGAAAAGGCUUCAAAAGUUUACAAAUCAAAUUGCGAUGAUUAUGGCUACGCAAAAUCAUGUUAUAAAUAUGGAAAUUAUAGUUUUUUAGGUAAAGGAAAAAGUGGAAGUAAAGGAGAUCCGAAAUUAGCUUACCAAUAUUACGAGAAAGGUUGCGCGUUAAAUGAUCCUGACGCUUGUCUUCAUUCUGGACUACUUCUAGUUUCGAGGGCUAUGCCUAAGCAGAUUGAAAGGAAUGUGCCAAAAGGUGUAGAAUUUUUAGCUAAGAGUUGCGACAUGAACAAUGCAACUGCUUGUUUUUAUCUAUCUGGUAUGCAUAUUUCUGGAGUACAAAAACAAGAAAAUAUUGAAUCAAAUUCACCACAAACAAAAAACCCUUCAAAGCAAACAACUUCCAAUGUCCCGAAAGGUGGGAGUAUUAUAAGUGAUAAAGAAGAAUAUUACAUCCAUAAAGAUAUGAAAAAGGCUUUUCAAUUUGCUUAUAAGGCUUGUGAGUUAAGGAAUAUGUAUGCUUGUGCUAAUUUAAGUCAAAUGUAUGCUCGAGGCGAUGGUACCGAAAAAAAUGAAGAGAAAGCAGAAAAAUUCAAAAAAAUGGCUCUAGAAAUGCAAGAUGAGGUUAAAAAACAACAGCAAACUUUAACUUUUCAGCAAGGCAUACUGUCUCAGUAGAAUAUUUUAGAAAAUUGCUUUUUAAAACAUGUUUCUUAAAAAAAUUUCUCCGUUAAUUUAAUUCAUAAUUUUUAUUUAGAUCUGAAGUUGUGUUAAUAAAAAUAUUAAAAAUUAA